UUAUCACAAUAUCACAGUGAUGAGAAUUGAUAAGUUUCAGUUUGGAUCAUCAAAACAUAAUUUUAAUCCCAAUAUGAUAAUUGAUAAGUUUCAGUUUGGAUAAUUGGAUUAUUAAGAUGUCGACAAGUAUAAAACCAGUAAGAUGCUGACUCAUGUUCUUCACGUAGUUGCUGUGACCCUGCAACUCUACCCACAAUUCCUCGCUGUUUCUACCUGUCCACCAAUUCACCACCUUCGAUUCCUGAAUCCAGUCCGAUCGACGAAGAGGAGUUUUCUGUUGAUAUGAGGAGUUUUGGCUGCAGAUUACUUCUUCAUUCCAAAUCGUUUGUUAGGGCCUACUCAUCGACGUCUUCUGCUGAUUUUGCCUCCUCUGCCAAAUCCUUGAAUCUCUUCUCCGCCAUCAACCAGGCGCUUCACAUCGCCUUGGAAACCGAUCCCCGUGCUUAUGUAUUUGGAGAAGAUGUGAGCUUUGGUGGGGUCUUCCGCUGCACUACAGGAUUAGCUGAUCAAUUUGGAAAAAAUAGGGUGUUCAAUACCCCUCUUUGUGAACAGGGCAUUGUCGGAUUUGGAAUUGGUCUUGCAGCGAUGGGUAAUCGAGCUAUAGCAGAAAUUCAAUUUGCAGAUUAUAUAUAUCCUGCUUUUGAUCAGAUUGUCAAUGAAGCUGCUAAAUUUAGAUACCGGAGUGGGAAUCAAUUCAAUUGUGGAGGUUUAACAAUAAGGGCUCCUUAUGGGGCCGUGGGCCAUGGUGGCCAUUAUCACUCACAAUCGCCUGAAGCAUUUUUCUGUCACGUUCCUGGCAUCAAGGUGGUUAUCCCUCGAAGCCCACGACAAGCAAAAGGCUUGUUAUUGUCAUGCAUACGUGAUCCAAACCCUAUUGUCUUUUUUGAACCAAAGUGGCUUUAUCGUUUGUCAGUAGAAGAGGUUCCUGAGGAUGACUACAUGUUGCCUCUAUCAAAGGCAGAGGUAAUUCGAGAAGGCAAUGACAUAACACUUGUUGGAUGGGGCGCUCAACUAUCAAUUAUGGAACAGGCCUGUGUGGAUGCCGAGAAGGAUGGAAUUUCUUGUGAACUCAUAGACCUAAGAACUCUGAUACCCUGGGACAAGGAAACAGUAGAAGCUUCGGUUAGAAAGACUGGAAGGCUUCUUAUUAGUCAUGAAGCUCCUGUAACCGGAGGUUUUGGUGCUGAAAUCUCUGCUUCUAUUGUUGAACGUUGCUUUUUAAGGCUAGAAGCUCCAGUGACCAGAAUUUGUGGCCUGGACACUCCCUUUCCCCUUGUUUUUGAACCAUUUUACAUGCCGACAAAGAACAAGAUCUUGGAUGCUAUAAAAUCAACUGUAAAUUACUAGCGGACAUUUUAGCCGUGGCUAUCGUCACAUGAAUGUAAUCUAUGGUUGAUGGAAAAUGUAAAAUACCAUUGCUUCUGUUCCAUCUCUUUCAUUUUAUGAGAACAGCUCUAAUUUCCUUCUGGUGGAAUAUUUCUUAUUGUUGCCCUAUAUUAAUCCAUCUCUCUGCUGAAAAUAAUGGAAUUGUGUUUGGAAUUGUAAAAA
Malania oleifera is the source of this 1548-nucleotide messenger RNA. Its product is annotated as 2-oxoisovalerate dehydrogenase subunit beta 1, mitochondrial. The record is from RefSeq and is a predicted model, not a curated record. Gene Ontology annotation, biological process: branched-chain amino acid catabolic process; response to nutrient. The coding region runs from base 283 to 1347 and encodes 354 amino acids. NCBI's taxonomy places the organism in Eukaryota, Viridiplantae, Streptophyta, Magnoliopsida, Santalales, Ximeniaceae. The transcript has 13 exons. Gene Ontology annotation, molecular function: catalytic activity.